Molecule: messenger RNA, 752 nt
Organism: Salvia miltiorrhiza (redroot sage)
Lineage: Eukaryota; Viridiplantae; Streptophyta; Magnoliopsida; Lamiales; Lamiaceae
Product: protein SENESCENCE-ASSOCIATED GENE 21, mitochondrial-like
Exons: 2
Coding region: 247-537 (96 amino acids)
Biological process (GO): response to stress
Cellular component (GO): mitochondrion
Source: RefSeq, a predicted model, not a curated record
CAAAAACGAGACUUCCCCGUAAAGUUGUGCCGACUUACGGCCAGCCCGACUCCUCGAAAUAUCCAGCUUUUGUAAUUUUCCAUUUAUACCCCCACCCUUCCCACUUGCUUCGUCUAUAUAUUAGCCGCCGUUAACUCAUACAAAUCCUCACAAAUUAAUCGUCGAGAAAGAGAGAGCCGCUGCAGAAGAUUUUUCACUUCACAAAAGAUUUUCUGUAGCAUUUCUCUUCAAAUUCACCAACCAAAAAUGGCUCGCUCUUUCUCCAACGCUAAGACAGUUUCUGCUCUCAUCACCAACAAAAUCUCACACGUCGUCGCCAGGAGGGGAUUCGCAGCUGCAUCGCAGGGCGGAGUAUCCAGCAGCUUGCGGGCCGGAGCUCCGAGCGUCAUGCUGAAGAAAGGAUCCGAAGAGCCCACUGAGAUCUCGUGGGUGCCCGACCCGAAAACCGGAUACUACCGACCCGAAAACCACGCCAAGGAGAUUGACGCCGCCGAGCUGCGGGAGAUGCUCGUUAAGAACAAGACCCGCCGGAGCUAGAUCCGAUCCGUUUGGAAGAUGCGGGUUCUUUGACCCGGCCUGUUGGAGGGAAUCGGAGCAGAAUUAAAUAUGAUGUAGCUGCUGCUGCUGCUGAUCUUCUGUGCUCUGUUUUCCGGAGAGACUGAAACGAAUUGAAGUAUGUUUUAUGUUUGCGAAAUCGGAGGAUCUCAUUAUGUUCAAUGUUUGUCUGAAAUAAAGGAAAAAGUUCCUCGUCA